UCCCAGUUAAAUGUGUGGUAUUGCCAUCAAAACAAUUUAAAAUGAGGAAUAAAGACCAUGAAAAGGCGGUUUCUAAUAUUGUGCAAUGUUUGGGCCUACCUCGAAAAGUUGAAAGUUUCUUUGGAAUAAUUAAAUAUCGAAUGAUCGAUGGUCAGUUAGUUGAACCUAAUAUAGCGAUGAAGAGCUAUGGGAUCUUGAUACCAGUUUUCAUAGUUUUUGGAUGGACUAUUAUCAUUUUGGACACAUGGUUUGAUAUACAACUGAACAUUUUUUUUAAUUCUCAUUUGGACUCUACCGACUACUUAGACAGACUGCCGAUGGUAGUUACAGUGGUGCAGAGUUGUUUGUCUCUAGUAGUGUUCCUUCGCAACAGUAAAAAUAAUAUAAAAAUAAUCAAUUCUUUCGCUUACACUGAUUGUCUGUUAAAACUUCACAACAACAGGGGCUUUCAUGAGAAAAUUCAGAAAACAAACCGAUUUGCAAUUUGUAUAUUUCUUUUAAUAUUGAUAUCAUCUAUAGUUCAGAAUAAUAUUGAAAACCAAUCGGCUAUAAUAUAUAACACAAUAGAAGCGUUGAUAGAUUUUAAAUUUCACUUCGAAACCCUGUCUUUUUAUUUUUAUUUAAAAAUGGUAUCCAGAAGAAUUGACGUUCUCAACAAACAUUUGGACCAUUUUGUAAAGAAGAGAGAUAAUAUCAGACCUAUAGUAAUCUCCAAAGAAAAUCUGGAGGUGAAUAAAGUGGGUGAUUACAUAGGACGUAUUAAUCAUCAAAACACGAAAAUUACAUCUUUAGCCUUUGCUUAUGAAACUUUAGGGGAAUCCUUAUUAUUACUGAAUAAUAUGUGUUCAACCAACAUUUUUUUGUACCUCGCCUCGAACUUCAUUAAUAUAAUCAUAUCAUUGUGGUCUUUUGUACAUUUUAUUCGAACUAAAAACCACUUAAGUUCCUUGCCGGGUAUAAUAUUCGAGAGUACAGUUGAAAUAAGUGUUGUCAUAAUUAUGUGCUACGUGUGUGAAGAAUUGACUAUGAAACGACGGUCCACAAGGAUUCUAGUCAACGAGAUCGUUAUGGACUAUAAGCUGCCAAAUGAGAUGAGAAUUCAAGCAAAAUCAUUUUUUGAUUUGAUAGAAGUUUGGCCAUUGCAGGUGUAUGCCAGCAGAAUGUUUUGUAUGAAUAUACAACUACUGCUUGGCUUUGUUAGCGUGUCGUCAACGUACCUAAUUUUUAUUAUUCAAGCCACCAAGUAGUUAUUGCUAUGAUUCAUUAAUGUACUUGGCUUGUAAAGAACUAAUUUGCAUAUUAAGCUAAAUAGGAUUGCUUGAUAUUUUUUUAAUAGAAAUGUCCUAAGAAAAAAUCAAAGUGAACCUUUUUAAUUUGAUUUUAAAUACACAGGUAUAUAGGCAGUAUGAUUCCAUAUCGUAAAUUAUUUUCAUCAGUUCUUGCCGAAAGCUCUUUGGAGUUUGGAGAAAGAUUAUGGAUUAUCAGAAAAUGAAAGCUGAAGGCACAGAGUACAGCGGUGUAGGAG
This is a messenger RNA of Danaus plexippus (monarch butterfly), 1525 nucleotides long. RefSeq lists its product as uncharacterized. The record is from RefSeq and is a predicted model, not a curated record. The coding region runs from base 42 to 1247 and encodes 401 amino acids. The transcript has a single exon. Gene Ontology annotation, cellular component: membrane. Lineage: Eukaryota; Metazoa; Arthropoda; Insecta; Lepidoptera; Nymphalidae. Gene Ontology annotation, biological process: sensory perception of taste.